AUGACUCGCCCGCCAGGCGCGAGCUUCGCGGAGUUCUUCCCCACUGCUCCCAAGGUAAAAGCUCAGGCUCAGACUCGCGCAGACCAGGUUAGGGAUCGCGAUCGCUUUAAAACAGCAUCGACACCAGCCACUAUCAACGGCACCAUCGACUCCACAACAGGUACAGCUGUGCUAGAAGCCGACGCGAAUGUCAGCCUUAACGGCAUUGUUUCAGCGUCGGAUACUAUGCCAACACAACCUGACGACACCGAAUCCCCAUUCACAGAUAUCCCCAACACCGUCGACUCGGCCAGCUCAUAUAGCAGCGCGGCCUCAUCGAUAUUCAGCACAUCCACCCGCCACGGUGCCGCGGCGACUACAGCUUCGUCCCGUCUUCCCACUUCGAGCCUCACCCCAAGCGCCUUCAAAGAAUCUCCCAACUCGGCUCCAGCCGCCGCAAAGCCAGAUAUGUCUACGUAUCAGACCUCCGAUCGGGCCGCGAGACAGUCCUCUCGAAACUCACCGGCCACUGGCCCGAAUGUCUCGAUAUCAAACGGACUUCCCUCCAAUGAGCGCAUUCCGGCUCGAGAUCCUUUGCCCUCCGUCAAGGGCCUCAGAUGCACCUAUGAUCCGCUCCUCGAUCGAGUACACAAUAAGAGCGUCAGCAAAAGCGCCAAACCAACAUAUGAAGAGUUCGGUCGAGAAGAUGACGCCCCCCCUCCUAAAGACCCCCGACUGGCCAGGUCGGAUGGUCGCCUCGGUUAUAUCAACACCGACUACUACCUGCCCAAAUCACGGCUACGAACAGCGCCUGAGAACAUCAAGCCUUAUCCCUACGAUCCCAAGACCUCCAUUGGCCCUGGCCCACCUACACAGAUUGUCGUGACAAGAUACAAUCCGCUCAUUCCCUUCAGCAAGGUGACGGCUAUCUUUGCUAGUUUCGGUGAGAUAGCAGAAAGCAGCAACAAGAUGCACCCAGAGACAGGUAGCUAUCUUGGAUUUGCGACAAUUCGAUAUCGAGAUUCUAAGCGACCCGAUCGUCCGCCUGUCUCUGGUAUUGAUGCAGCUCGUCGUGCGGUGCGAGCCCGUGGAAUCAAGGUCGAUGCAGACAUCGUUCGUGUAGAGUACGAUGCCGAAGGUCGCAGGAGCCGGCGAAUGUUGGAAGAACACCUUAAGAGGGAGAAGGAAAAGUUUGAGAAAAUCGAACAGGAACGACUCGCUCUUGCAGCCAAAGCACCACCGACCGGCCCAAAAUCCGGAACAGCUCCUGCCUUCACGAGACCUCCCCCAACGGCCCCGAAAGGCGAUAGUGUCCCAGUCUUACCCAGUAUCCUUCCCCACAUGAAGAAACGACUUAAGAGUUACGGCUUCGAGGAGAUCCGUGUCGACAAAUCAGGUUAUUUCAUUGUCUUUCGUAAUUCGUUUACUGGUAGCUCGGAAGCUGAGCGAUGUUUCCGCGCCGUUAACCAUACCGAAUUCUUCAACUAUGAUAUGACCAUGCAGCUUUGCUUACCUCGUCCUCGUCGAGAGGACGGCUCCGGUCGUCGGCGAUCUAGUGCGAGCUCCGACCGACAUACACACGCCGAACCACGGUAUCGUGACGAAAAGGAUAGAAGACGCCGAGAGGAAGAAGCGGAUCUUGAAGAGGAGAAAAAGCAGAGAGCUAAGAACUUUGACCCUGUGAUCGAGGCGGUGGAAGUUGUUCGACGUGAGAUGAUGGAACAUCUUAUACGGCAUAUACGCACUAAGGUCGCAGCGCCUGCUCUCUCGGACUUCCUGGACCCCGCCAACCAUGCUGCCAAGCGACGAAAGCUAAACAUUGAGCAUCCUGAUGACCUACAAGAGAUACCCAGCAUCGAGGAUGGCAAUGACAGCUCUCGUGUGGGAACGCCCAACUCUCGCGCUGACCCAAUUGAGCGCCGAACUGGUCGUCUCGAACCAAAGGCUCUUCCAAGAAUUCGCAAGACCAAGGUCAAGGGCCAGGCACAAAAGAGUGCCUUUGUUGAUCCGUUUGCUAGAAAGCGUCCACCUGUUGCCCGCAACGCCUUCCGUUCUCUCCAUCACCGUCUGAGAAGCCUUGACAGUGAUGCUGAAUCCGACGACGACACGGAUACCCGUGCAUUAUUAGCUCGAGAGACAGAAGAGGCUGAUUCUCGCCCGCGCAGCCGAAUGAGCACCGAUGAUGAAGCUUCCAAGGACGAUUUCGUACCCUGGGAACAAGGCGAGGAUGACUCGAUGACCGAGGCCAGUUUCGCCAUAGCAGACACAGCAAGCACUAGAAAACGAAAGUUAGUCGCCUCACUUGAAUCGGUCUUCAAGCGCCAGAAGAAAUCGGAUGAGGAACUAUUCGGUGUCAACCUUGAAACACUUGAUUCGGAAUUCAAGGGGCGCGAAGACUCUGUUGACAUCAUUCCCGAGCCAGAAACGGGCGACGACGUGGAAAGUAGAGUUUCCCGUUCUGAGACCCCGGCCUCGGCCAUUGGCAAGCCUCUAAAGAAGAGGCCCGGGAAGAGGAAAAAGACGAAGAAAGCGUCAUUUGAAGAGCCCGAGGCCGCGAAAACCCAACCAGAGACAGAGCAACAGCCCGGCGAUGAAGCCACAGAACCUUCCAAAGUUAAGCAAGAGAAGGCGGAGAAAACGUCUAUGGAAGAACUGGUCCCGGAGAAGUUUGACGAAAAGCUCUUUGCUACUGAGCCCUUGACACCUGCUCUUGAGUUACCGGAAGGCGCCAAGCCCGACUUACCAAUAUUCCAGGGCUUGACAGUCAGUGCCCAAGAUAUACCUGAUCUGGCCAAACUUGCCAGGAGGUUUAAUACUAAGGACAUCGGGAAUGCGGAGUUGUGGCUGUGGACCCGCAACCGCAUCAGGGAGCUCAACUCUGCAAGACGCACGUUGGACUCUCCUGUUACUAUUGGAGGAUAUUACGUGCCCAACCCUACUGGCUGUGCCCGUACGGAAGGUGUCAAGAAGAUUCUCAACUCGGAAAAGUCGAAGUACCUCCCUCACCAUAUCAAGGUGCAGAAGGCAAGACAAGAACGGGAGGCCCGCAACAAGUUGGGUAGAGACGCCGCUGCAGAAGCCGCGGAUGCCGCAAGAAUCGCUGCCGAGAAACUGGUCGCUAAGGGAAACUCACGAGCGAAUCGCGCUACCAACCGUCGCUACGUUGCUGACCUCAAUGAUCAGAAAAAGACUCUUGGCCAGGACUCCGAUGUCUUCAAAUUCAAUCAGCUCAAGAAGCGAAAGAAGCCCGUCAAGUUUGCUCGUUCGGCUAUUCACAACUGGGGUCUGUACGCCAUGGAGAACAUUGCAAAGGACGACAUGAUUAUCGAGUAUGUCGGCGAGCAAGUUCGGCAGCAGAUCUCUGAAAUCCGCGAGAACCGAUAUCUCAAAAGUGGCAUUGGAAGCAGCUAUUUGUUCCGUAUUGACGACAACACCGUCAUCGACGCAACCAAGAAGGGUGGCAUUGCGCGAUUCAUCAACCACAGUUGUAUGCCUAACUGUACUGCCAAGAUUAUUAAAGUUGAGGGAAGCAAGCGCAUUGUCAUCUACGCGUUGCGCGACAUUGCCCUGAACGAAGAGCUGACGUAUGAUUAUAAAUUCGAGCGUGAAAUCGGCAGUACUGACCGUAUUCCUUGUCUCUGCGGCACUGCGGCCUGCAAGGGCUUCCUCAACUGA
Molecule: messenger RNA, 3654 nt
Organism: Fusarium graminearum PH-1
Lineage: Eukaryota; Fungi; Ascomycota; Sordariomycetes; Hypocreales; Nectriaceae
Exons: 4
Coding region: 1-3654 (1217 amino acids)
Cellular component (GO): Set1C/COMPASS complex
Molecular function (GO): protein binding; histone H3K4 methyltransferase activity
Source: RefSeq, a predicted model, not a curated record